Aquila chrysaetos chrysaetos is the source of this 2228-nucleotide messenger RNA. RefSeq names its product Wnt family member 3A (gene WNT3A). The transcript is spliced from 4 exons. Gene Ontology annotation, cellular component: extracellular region. Gene Ontology annotation, biological process: cell fate commitment; multicellular organism development; neuron differentiation. Gene Ontology annotation, molecular function: cytokine activity; frizzled binding. The record is from RefSeq and is a predicted model, not a curated record. NCBI's taxonomy places the organism in Eukaryota, Metazoa, Chordata, Aves, Accipitriformes, Accipitridae. Bases 485 to 1543 code for a protein of 352 amino acids.
CCUAAAUCUUCCUUCCCCUUUUUAAAACUACAUUUUAUCCCUUGGCUUGUGGGCCAACGUGCCCCCUAAUGAGUAUUAAAACACUAUCUCCUUGCAAUUAGCUCAUUCCUGACUUCGCGCUCCUGAUUGACAGAACAAGCCAAAGCAUCAGAAUUCUCCCUUUGGCAAUAAGUGCUGAUUGGGUCCUUUUUAAGAGAGCUACUUCAAACUUUUUUUUUUUUUUUUUUUUUUUUUUAAUAUUUGCCUUCAGUGUCUUGGCUGAGAGAAGAGUUUUUUACCUCUCUGAGAUUUUUUUUUUCCUUGAGAGUAGUAGAGGAAGCAAGAGAGGAUUUACCUGGUCGGGUUGAGUUCACUUCAUUUGACUUUUUUUUUUUAAAUUAUUGUUAUUAUUAUUAUUAAAAUAAUCAUCCUGCCUCAGAAGAAAGGAAGGUUUUUGGCAACUCUGGUUAAAAAAAAAAAAAAAAAGAAAGACAACUUUUCAUCAAUGGCCUCUUUUGGAUAUUUCCUGUUUCUUUGUGGGUUGAGUCAGGCUCUGUCAAGUUACCCAAUCUGGUGGUCCUUGGCAAUUGGUCACCAGUAUUCCUCCCUGGGGACUCAGCCCAUCCUAUGCGGGAGCAUCCCAGGACUGGUACCCAAGCAGCUACGCUUCUGUCGGAACUAUGUGGAGAUCAUGCCCAGCGUAGCAGAAGGGGUAAAGAUUGGGAUCCAGGAAUGCCAACACCAAUUUCGAGGGAGGAGGUGGAACUGCACGACUGUCAAUGACAGCUUAGCCAUCUUUGGACCAGUGCUAGAUAAAGCUACCAGGGAAUCAGCCUUUGUCCAUGCCAUUGCCUCUGCUGGAGUGGCUUUCGCGGUGACCAGAUCCUGCGCCGAAGGCUCGGCCACCAUCUGCGGCUGUGACACCCGCCACAAGGGCUCUCCUGGGGAAGGCUGGAAAUGGGGGGGCUGCAGCGAGGACGUGGAGUUUGGAAGCAUGGUGUCUCGGGAGUUUGCAGAUGCCCGAGAGAACAGACCAGACGCUCGGUCAGCCAUGAACAGGCACAACAACGAAGCUGGAAGGACUUCUAUUAUUGAACUCAUGCAUCUUAAGUGCAAAUGUCACGGCCUCUCAGGCAGCUGCGAGGUGAAGACCUGCUGGUGGUCUCAGCCGGACUUCAGGGUCAUCGGUGACUACCUCAAGGACAAGUACGAUAGCGCUUCUGAAAUGGUGGUGGAAAAACAUCGAGAAUCCCGUGGCUGGGUCGAGACCCUCAGGCCCAAAUACAACUUCUUCAAGGCCCCAACUGAGAAGGACCUGGUUUACUAUGAGAACUCACCAAACUUUUGUGAGCCCAACCCUGAGACAGGUUCCUUUGGGACCCGUGACAGGAUCUGUAAUGUCACUUCCCAUGGGAUUGAUGGUUGCGACCUUUUGUGCUGCGGCCGCGGGCACAAUACAAGGACUGAGAAACGGAAAGAGAAGUGCCACUGUAUCUUCCACUGGUGCUGCUACGUCCGCUGUCAGGAGUGCAUACGAGUCUACGAUGUCCACACGUGCAAAUAAAGCGGGCAAAACCCUUUGCUGGGCUCCAAGAGGAGAAAUGGAUUUGAGCCUACUUCCUCUGAGGUUGCAGACAUGAGAGAAGUCUACUUUUUUGAUAAUAAAAGAAUAAAAACUUAAAAAAAGGCUAAAACUGGUUGGAUAGAAUAGGUCUAAUGACUUCUGGGCUAUCCCAAGGUACAUCUGGCAGUCACACAAGUUACGCCCAACGAUGCCUCCUGUAGGAGACAGCAGUUUUUCAACCAGCCGACAACACAGAGCUGGAAAGAAGAGCAUUAGCAAAAGCAUGGAUUUGCUCUGCUCUCACCCACCUGAAGUGACUCGUGUGAUUAAGUGUCCUUUGAAAGACUUGCAUCUUCCUAAGUAUCUCCUUUUCCCUCAGCCAGGCAGAGGCUGUGUUGGACAGCAGCGCUAAGAUUUCCAAGAUCUAUCUACAUACCCAAAUGGCCAGACUCUGUGUAUAAUAUGAGCAACAACAACAGCAGCAAAAGAAACAAAAGCAGAUAAAUUAAUGAUUUAAAAAUAAUGCAAAUACUCUUUUGCUUUUGCCCUGGAACCAGACUAGUCUACAAAUAUAUAAUAGAGCUGUAGAGUGGGCAGGCUCUUCGCAUGAACUUUGUAGCAUAGUAACUUCUGCCAAAUUUGACACAGGAUUCAGUGACACCUGUAGAGAGGGAGGGAAGGAGAA